Lactuca sativa (garden lettuce) is the source of this 1855-nucleotide messenger RNA. RefSeq lists its product as uncharacterized. Gene Ontology annotation, biological process: cortical microtubule organization. The record is from RefSeq and is a predicted model, not a curated record. Gene Ontology annotation, cellular component: cortical microtubule. NCBI's taxonomy places the organism in Eukaryota, Viridiplantae, Streptophyta, Magnoliopsida, Asterales, Asteraceae.
CCCGCGCCCAAAAGAAAAAGAAAGAAGAAAACCUCCGUUAACUUCACUCCUCUCUCUCUCUCUCUCUCUCACUCAUGGCGUGAUGCUUACUGAAAGCAAGCAAGUUCACUGUUCAUUGUCUCUCUAGCUUUAUCACAUGGAACCAUUGUGUGUGUAUCUUUGUGUAAAUUGCUAAAUGAUGAUGAAGCGGAAUUCUUCCAAAGACUCACUCAUCGGUAUCGGAGGUCGGAAUCUCCAUUCUAAUGGUAUUCGUAAUGCUCCUCCAGUGGCCGGGUUAUUAUCUCACCGGAGAGUUAUGAGUUUCACCAGCACCACCGAGGAUUUCAACAACAGUAACAGCAACAAUGUCGAUUUCCUCUCUCGUAAUCGCCGUAGUCUUUCCGUCGCCUCCUCCGACGAAUCCGACUUGCAGAUGAGAUUAGGAAGACUUUCGGUUGGAUCAACUAAAACUGCAAAAAACGUAUUAGAUGAUCUACUUUCAUCUAAUGAAGGCGGAAAGCAUGACUACGACUGGCUCCUGACUCCUCCGGGAACUCCUCUACUUCCGUGUUCCUCCGAUGGAAAAGAAUCAGAGUCUCAACCAACAUCAACAUCAAUAUCAAUCACCCCUAGAAGAAAUUCUUCAGUUAGAUCAGGCUCUGCCACUAAGAAUUCAAGGCUUUCUGCUUCUCAAUCUGAGAGUAUACAUCCUUCAAAUUCAAAACCAGCAAGAAGCAGUUCAACAACUACCAACAGAAACCCUAAUAUUCUAAAUACGAGUUCUGCUUCCGUCUCAUCUUACAUAAGACCAUCCACCCCAACUAAACGUUCUUCAUCCACCGCAACCUCACGACCUUCAACGCCUUCGAGAACCCUCCCAUCCACCACCACCACCACCGCACGUUCUUCAUCCACCACCAGACCAUCCCAAAACUCAAGACCAUCAACUCCUACUUCCCCUGUCAUUCGACAACCUUCUUCUAGGCCAUCGACUCCCACUUGUAGGAGUCCAACACCUUCUGCUACAUCUUCACCUUCUUCUGUACGUGCUUUAUCUUCCAAUGGCCGGACUGUAGGGCCCACAUCCAGGCCAAGCUCUCCUAGCCCACGUGUUCGCCCCCCACCCCAGCCGAUCAUCCCUCCUGAUUUUCCACAUGAAACGCCACCAAAUCUCAGAACAACUUUACCGGAAAGGCCUCUCUCUGCCGGAAGGUCUAGACCAGGUACAGCCAUGGCUACAACCUCUGCUGCAAGUAUAUCAAGGAGACAGUCAUCGCCAAUAGUCACUAGAGGAAGACACACAGUCACAGAACCUCCCCCUUCAAGAGGGCAAUUACCUGUGCCUGAAUCGCUCACAAAAAGACCUAUAAAAAUGUCAAAUUCCGAGGGUGUUACUGGUACAGGAUAUGGGAGGAAUAUCUCAAAGAAAUCACUUGACAUGGCCAUAAAACAUAUGGAUAUAAGAAAUGGAGGCAUACGUCCUUCAACACUUUUUCCUCAAAGCAUCCGGAUGCAAGGUGGCCAUGGUUCAAGUAAAAAUGGAACUUUAUAUUCUUCUAAAAUAAUCAAAGUGGACAUGUAUGAGAGCUCGAGAUAUGAUUCUCUUUUACUGAAAGAAGAGUUGAACGACACAACUUGGCUGCAUAAUGUAGAAGAAAAGAGUGAUGAAUUAGGUCUAUUGUUUGAUAAUGGAUUUGAGACACUCCCUGAACCUUUUUCACCCUUGUGACAUCACACUUCUUAUUCAUUAAAUUAUGUGUCUGAAAGUGAGGGCGUUGUGAAUCUGUUUGUUUUCCAUUACAUGUAAUACCCAAAAAGAGUAAGUUGAUUUUUGUAUAUCUCUUGAAAUAUAUAACAUAUAUAUAGGUUUAAGUUA